Messenger RNA from Neomonachus schauinslandi (Hawaiian monk seal), 807 nucleotides. Its product is annotated as cell division cycle-associated protein 3-like. Lineage: Eukaryota; Metazoa; Chordata; Mammalia; Carnivora; Phocidae. The transcript has a single exon. The record is from RefSeq and is a predicted model, not a curated record.
AUGGGCUCAGCCAAGAGCGCCCCAGUCACUCCGGCGCAGUCUCCGCCGCACAACAAGCUUCUGGCCCGAGUGGCGGACCCCCGUUCACCUAGUGCUGGCAUCCUGCGCACUCCCAUCCAGGUGGAGAGCUCUCCGCAGCCAAACCUACCAGCAGGGGAGCAGCUGGAGGGUCCCAAUCAGUCCCAAGACUCAGAUCCCCGCUCUCCUACCCUUGGCAUUGCACGGAUACCUAUGAAGACCAGCAGCGGAGAACCCCCAAGCCCACUGGUGAAACAGCUGAGUGAAGUAUUUGAGACUGAAGCCCCCAAAUUGAAUCUGCCCCCAGAGCCUGUUCUGCCCUUAGAGGCAACUUCAUCUUCUGAAUUGGACUUGCCUCUGGGCACCCAGUUUUCCCUUGAGGACCAGAUGCCACCCUGGAGCCAGACUGAGCUCCCCUCCAAGCAGGUGUUCUCCAAGGAGGAAGCAGGACAAACCUCAGAAACCCCCAUGGCCAGCCAGGGCUCGGACAAGCCCUUGAGAGACCCUGAGACUCCCCGAUCUUCAGGUUCUAAGCACAAUAGACGGGAAGCAAAUGGCAAGGUACUAGGGAGAUCUCCCCUCACAAUCCUACAGAAUGACAACUCCCCCGGAACUCUGACACCAUGACAGGGUAAGCGGCCUUCUCCCCUGAGUGACAAUGCUAGGGAGCUAAAGGAAGGGGCCAUUCUGGGAACUGGACGACUUCUGAAAACUGGAGGCCGAGUGUGGGAGCAGGGCCAGGACCAGGACAAGGAAAAUCAGCACUUUCCAAACUUGGUGGAGAACUAG